UAUAUUGUCCGUGUGGGUGGCUCAGGGGGAGUUUUAUUCAAAAUUUAAUUAAAAUUAUAAAUAUACUUUGCGGUGCCCGAAAACAAUUGGAAAUAAAUUGGCAACAGGACUAGCCACAUAAAAGUGGUCAACUGCCGACAGAUGUCACAGUGCAUAUAGUUCAGCGGCAAAUACACCCACAAAAAAACCCCGUCUUUUGCUUACGCAUUGCCCGAAAUCCAUGACAGCAUGUCCGGUAAUCCAUUUGAUAGCGCCGAUGAGGAGCCCAGCGCUAGCAGUGACGAGAUAUUGGAGGGGUUUCUGUGUCCUAUUUGCCGUGCCGAUUUGAAGUCCAUCGAUUUUUUAACCCAGCACUUUGCGCGCCAACAUGCCGAGGAGGAGGAUGCACUAAAGUCCGUCUUCAAGGAUAUAUUUACCAAAGCCAAGAAAAAGAUUCUGAACAAUUUCGAGGAUGAACGCAAUCGUGCUGCGCCGCCAGCAGCCACGCCCUCUGCCAGCGGAACCAAUGCAGCUGGUCCCAAUGGAGCCAAAACGAGCAAUGCGCGAACGCAGCUCAAUGUCUACAACAAUAUGUCUAAGCAGAGUGCGGGCGCAGAGCGUUCCCAUUUUGAGUACUUUCAAACGGUGCGUAAUCCUCGGCUGGAGCGUUAUGCCAGCGAGACGAAUAAGCUGAUCAUAAGGCUGCAUCGCCUGCUUAAGGAUUUGCCCACGGAUGCAGUGCAGCGCAAGCAGCACGAGCAACACACAGUGCCUUGGUUAGACGGCAGCUCCGUCAAGCUGUGCCCCAACUGCGCCAAGAGUUUUCACAUAGCACGCCGACAACAUCAUUGUCGGCUCUGUGGCGGUAUUAUGUGCCACGACUGUUCCCGUUUCUUGCAGCUGGAGAAUGCAUUGCAAUUGGCCAGCUUGUCGACGACACGCGGCGAGCCUUUGCAACAGAUGCAGCAUCAGGAGUAUCGCGCCAUACGCCUCUGCCAGCAUUGCUUGUGGCUGCUGGACACGCGUCAGGACAUGCACGAGAGCCGCACUUGCCGGCCCUUAAUGUCUCAGGUCUAUGAGGAGAUCAGGCAGCUACAGAAACAAGUGACACCCGAUCUGGAUAUGUAUCUAAAGAUUGUCAACAGUCUGCACGAAGGUGAAUCCAUAUUCACGAUUGCGGAUGCAGGCGCAUUGCGCGGCAAGAUUGGUCAGGUCGCUGAGAAAAUUGAUUUGCGCAGCAAACGCAUUUUGACCAUACACUCGGAACCGGGCAGCCGUGAUGAGGCGCUGAAGAAAGCCAUACGUUUGAGCUGCGUGCAGGCCAUAAAGGAGCGCAUGCUCUCACUGCCGCCGCUGCCGGACGAGGCGUAUAUACGCCGGAUACAGGAGCGCAAGCGCAUGGAAACCGAACAGCGCAUUCUCACCGAACAGCGUAUGGCCAUGGAGGCCUACGAGCGCAACGGCUCGGCGGCCCAGUCUGGCGUUAGUCUGGAAAACCGCAGCUUUGCCCAGGGCUCUGAUUUGCAAUCGUUAAACAACUGGUCGGCGCCGCAAGCAUCCGCGACCAUGUCGAGCGUGGACGAUCCGCUGAUUGAGCAAAUCAACAUAAUUAAGGGGUAUAUUAAGCAGGCGCGUCAGGAUCUGAAUUUCGAUGUGGUCGAGACGCUGGAGCUAAAUCUGCGCGAGCUACAGCGCGAGGUCUACGAGCGGCAGAGGCAGUCGAGCAACAGCGCCACAACACCCCAGUUGGACAGCUAAACAUGCAAAUCUAUAUGAAUAUAGAUGUGAACUAUAAUUAUAGUUGCAAUAUAUAUG
Messenger RNA from Drosophila novamexicana, 1794 nucleotides. It is a transcript of the gene Rbsn-5, whose product is annotated as rabenosyn-5. The record is from RefSeq and is a predicted model, not a curated record. Gene Ontology annotation, molecular function: metal ion binding. The transcript has 3 exons. The coding region runs from base 229 to 1737 and encodes 502 amino acids. Lineage: Eukaryota; Metazoa; Arthropoda; Insecta; Diptera; Drosophilidae.